This is a messenger RNA of Olea europaea var. sylvestris, 2173 nucleotides long. Its product is annotated as probable protein arginine N-methyltransferase 3. The coding region runs from base 83 to 1987 and encodes 634 amino acids. Gene Ontology annotation, molecular function: protein-arginine N-methyltransferase activity. Gene Ontology annotation, biological process: peptidyl-arginine methylation. The record is from RefSeq and is a predicted model, not a curated record. NCBI's taxonomy places the organism in Eukaryota, Viridiplantae, Streptophyta, Magnoliopsida, Lamiales, Oleaceae. The transcript is spliced from 7 exons.
GCCACUGGGUAUAUUGGGGUUUAGGGUUUAAGCACGGGAAAGCCCCACCGCAACUCUCCUCGCCGCACUUUGUUAUUUAUCCAUGGCGACUCACCUCGAAGAAGAAGAAAAUUUGAACGACUUAAAAAUGAAACAGAAGCUACACGACACUGAGGACGAUGACGGCGAAGAAGAAGAGGAAGAAGACCAGAAUUGGGACGACUGGAAAACUGACGGUGAAGAAGAAGAAGAGCUAGAAGGCUCAAAGGAACAGUUUUUCUGUCUGUUUUGUGACUCCGUGUACAGUUCGUGCAGUCCUCUCUUUGAGCAUUGCGCUUCAGCCCACCACUUUGAUUUCAACGCUAUGAAGAAAACCCAUAAUUUGGAUUUCUAUAAAUGCUUAAAGCUCAUCAACUACGUCAGGUCUCAGGUGGCAGAGAAUAGAUGUUGGAGUUGUGGGAUGAUCUGUCAGUCCAAGAGAGAUCUACAGAACCACUUACAUGAGGUGGUCAAUUUUGAGAGUAUCAUGCUCCAAUUUGAUGACAAUAGGUAUCUCAAACCUAUUUUGCCAGAUGAUGCACUCUUGUAUAGUUUUGCCGAAGAUGAAGAAGAUGAGAAUGGAGAUGACAUGUCAAUUGACCCAAAAGAAUUGGUAAAUUUGAAUCAGUUUGAACAGAUCAGUAUUGACUAUGAGAGUUGUUCAGAUAGAUAUCCAUGUCAACUUACGACUCCUUGUGAAAAUGGGGGGAAAGAGGUUGCGUCCGCUUCUGACAGAGGUAUAAAGGCUGGUGCGGAAUAUGCUGUCUCGUUCUUCAGAAAUGAAGAAGAUGAGCAGUUUAAUGAAUCUUCUGAAAAAAUUGUAGCAAAUCAAAUCAGAAACAUAAAUAAGAAUUAUUUUGGCGCGUACAGUUCUUUUGGAAUCCACAGAGAAAUGAUCAGUGACAAGGUGAGAACUGAUGCUUACCAGCAAGCUAUUCUGGAGAAUCCUUCUUUGCUAAGAGGUGCAAUUGUUAUGGAUGUAGGUUGUGGGACUGGCAUCCUAAGUCUUUUUGCAGCACAAGGGGGAGCAUCGAGAGUUAUUGCAGUUGAAGCCAGCGAGAAGAUGGCUGCAGUGGCAACCCAGAUUGCAAAAGAUAACGGCUUUCUGCGGAGUGGAUUUCCCAGAAGUAGCGGGCAACGUGAUGGAGUAAUUGAAGUGGUUCAAGGCAUGGUUGAGGAUCUUGACAAUGCAACACACAUCCAACCUCACAGUGUUGAUGUGUUACUGAGUGAGUGGAUGGGCUACUGCCUUCUCUAUGAGUCAAUGCUCAGUACUGUGUUGCUUGCUCGAGAUCGAUGGUUGAAGCCUGGAGGUGCAAUUCUCCCUGACACGGCUACUAUGUUUGUUGCAGGUUUUGGAAAAGGAGGUACUAGUAUACCAUUUUGGGAAAAUGUUUAUGGUUUCAAUAUGUCGUGUAUUGGAUUGGAAGAGGUUGAGAAUGCUGCUCGGAAUCCUAUUGUUGACGUCAUUGACAGUUGUGAUAUCGUCACUCCUACCCAAGUUCUUCAGACCUUCGACCUGGUGACGAUGCGAUCUGAUCAGAUGGACUUUACAGCAAUAGUUGAACUAGAACCAAAGUUGAUCACUCCCAUGGACAACUUCACGGGGUCUAAACCAGAAAUCACUUGGUGUCAUGGAUUAGUCUUGUGGUUCGAGACUGGAUUUACUGAAAGGUUUUGUAGUGAGCUGCCAACCAAUUUAUCCACAUCGCCUUACAAUCCUAAAACUCACUGGUCCCAAACUAUCCUGACAUUUCGAGAACCAAUUGCAAUGGCAUCUGCGAAGGUUACUAGUGAAAAACUAGCCGCAGUUGGUACGAACGCUUGCCCUGCUGUGAGCGUGCAAUCUCGCAUCAGUGUUGCCCGAGCUGCUCAGCAUCGCAGCAUUGAUAUUUCAGUGGAGCUCACGGGGAUAGGACCUGAUGGUCGAAAACGUAAUUGGCCGGUACAAUUGUUCGCUCUCAAUUAAUGGUAGUGGUCUGAAAUAAGUGUUGUCUGGUUUGUAUUCAUCCUCAACUCUAAAGGAGUUGACAUUUUGAGGAUAUGUAAUAUUUUUGGUGGAUUGUCAUUGCUUUUUGUGCUCUGAGUUCGGACGCAAGUAUAAUUUUUUAUUACUUAGCAUUUGCGUUUGAUUGUUAUUACUUUUCAUGGAAAA